Molecule: messenger RNA, 4566 nt
Organism: Patiria miniata (bat star)
Lineage: Eukaryota; Metazoa; Echinodermata; Asteroidea; Valvatida; Asterinidae
Product: phosphatidylinositol phosphatase PTPRQ-like
Exons: 25
Coding region: 1-3987 (1328 amino acids)
Biological process (GO): protein phosphorylation; axon guidance
Cellular component (GO): neuron projection
Molecular function (GO): ATP binding; transmembrane-ephrin receptor activity; protein binding
Source: RefSeq, a predicted model, not a curated record
AUGGUUUACAUUCGCCCUCAGUACAAUGAUACGCAAGGACCUGAAGCGUCGACAUCCGGAACCACACUCACACAAAGUGUUUCCCCUGUGGUGGUGACUUCUUACGACUCUGCCAGUAUCACACUCAGCUGGCGUGAGCUCUACUGCGCCAACUACUCCGUCCAAUAUGCACUGCAAAACAAAGAGGGUUGCCUACCCAUCAACCCGCUAAACUUCACCCAGCACUGCAUGUGUUCUGGAACCACUUCUGCAAUGAUAUCCGGUCUGUUCGCCAACUCGAUGUACGAGUUACGAGUCACAGCUUAUGUGGACGGAAGCUACGGUCCAAUAACACAAACAAAUGUGACAACUAGUACUAAAGAACCGUCUGCACCACCACAGCAAGUGACCGUCGCUUCAACGGCGAAACGUAGCCUGACUUUCUCCUGGAGUCAACCAGCGUGUGGAAGCCGAGGUGGCAUCAUCACAGGCUACUCAUACCAGUUGUUUGAUACCAAAUCAAACACACCAGUUGCACAGUCUGUAACUUCAGAUGAGUCGGUGACUAUUGGGAGUUUGACACCUUUCAACGAGUACAGUUUUCAAGUCGUGGCACACACCAGUGCUGGAGCUGGACCAUACAGUGACGAUGUGGUAGCAAGAACACUUGAAGCAGAGCCCACAGUUCCUCUACAUGUUGUCAUUCAAAACGUUGAUGAAGUUUCGAUCACUUUAAAGUGGUCAGAACCCGACCCUCCACAAGGAAUCAUCAUCCAUUACAACAUUAGGUACUGGAGGAGUGGACAGUCAGGAAACCCAACGCCUAUCAACGACGUGGUGCUGUUGAUGCAUGAGAUAAAUGGCCUUGAAACGAAUGUGACAUACAACAUUCAGGUGCAAGCUGAGACGUCGGUUGGUGAAGGGCCCUGGAGUGAGGAAGUGACUGCAGUAACCAGAAUACGAGCUGACAAUGGCGUUUUGGGACUAAAAGUGAUUUCAGACGAUCCUAAUCAACUACAAGUUUCCUGGCAACCAGAUGCAUGUGUCUCUGGCUACAUGCUGGAGUAUGCAUUGACGAACAGGGGCCAAUGUGAAGAGAUUGAAUCUCCACAGCGGGUACCACUUCCAGGCCCACUCGAUGGUCAAACUACCAGUCAUGUCAUCACUGGUUUGAUAUCUGGUUCAACCUAUAUGGUUUACAUUCGCCCUCAGUACAAUGAUACGGAAGGACCUGAAGCGUCGACAUCCGGAACCACACUCACACAAAGUGUUUCCCCUGUGGUGGUGACUUCUUACGAUUCUGCCAGUAUCACACUCAGCUGGCGUGAGCUCUACUGUGCCAACUACUCCGUCCAAUAUGCACUGACAAACAAAGAGGGUUGCCUACCCAUCAACCCGCUAAACUUCACCCAGCACUGCAUGUGUUCAGGAACCACUUCUGCAAUGAUAUCCGGUCUGUUCGCCAACUCGAGGUACGAGUUACGAGUCACAGCUUAUGUGAACGGAAGCUACGGUCCAAUAACACAAACAAAUGUGACAACUAGUACUAAAGAACCGUCUGCACCACCACAGGAAGUGACCGUCACUUCAACGGCGAAACGCAGCCUGACUUUCUCCUGGAGUCAGCCAGCGUGUGGAAGCCGAGGUGGCAUCAUCACAGGCUACUCAUACCAGUUGUUUGAUACCAAAUCAAACACACAAGUUGCACAGUCUGUAACUUCUGAUGAGUUGGUGACUAUUGGGAGUUUGGCACCUUUCAACGAGUACAGUUUUCAAGUCGUGGCACACACCAGUGCUGGAGCUGGACCAUACAGUGAUGGUGUGGUAGGAAGAACACUUGAAUCAGAGCCCACAGUUCCUCUAAAUAUCGUCAUUCAGAACGUUGAUGACGUAUCCAUCACUCUGCAAUGGUCAGAGCCCGACCCGCCACAAGGAAUCGUCACCAAUUACAACGUUAGGUACUGGAGGAAUGGACAGUCAGGAAACCCAACGCCUAUCAACGACGUGGUGCUGUUGAUGCAUGAGAUAAAUGGCCUUGAAACGAAUGUGACAUACAACAUUCAGGUGCAAGCUGAGACGUCGGUUGGUGAAGGGCCCUGGAGUGAGGAAGUGACUGCAGUAACCAGAAUACGAGAACCUGGACCCAUCCAGUAUCUUCAUUGGACAGACAGAACUGAUUCCACAAUCGCCUUGGACUGGGAGCCGCCGCUCAAUCCGAAUGGGCAAAUACAAAGAUACAUAGUUGAAUACCGAGCGACAGACAAACCUCAUCAACCUGGUUUCACUGCACCUGACGAAUGCGAAAGGAAUGAAGUGGAGAGUCCGCCAUUUGUGAAAGAAAAUCUGGAGCCUGGUACAAAGUAUGAGUUCAGAGUGGCAGCGGAGAAUCAGUUGUUCAUAGGAAGUGCUACAGUUUUGGAAGCAUAUACCAAACCACCGUCAGAUCUUCCCGCACCGCCUCAACCGAUUUCAUACCAAGGAGACGCCACAGAUACUACCGUCACUAUUGGUGUAACUACCGCAGUAUCUAGUGAUGACUUCAUUGAAUCGUACGUUGUUCAUGUCAAGAAGACCAGGUCUUCAUCAGUGACCAGGAGAGAUGUUCUUAUUCCAAGCCAUUUCGAGGAUUCCCCAAAUGACUACAUAGCAGCGGAACUCCCCAAAGGGGGCGUGCCCGACAAAUUUGUAGUGGGGGACACCAAAAUGUACGGUGGAUACUUUAACGCUCCGCUGCAGACGGGUGCUGUGUACAACAUUCGUGUUGGGUCUGUCAGUAAGGGGAACGAAUCGGAGGCCAAUGUGGAAUUUUCGGACCCACUUACAGUCACAGUGCAAGAAUCAAGUCCUGGACCGAACAUUGCUGCUAUAGCUCUUGGGGUGGGUUUGUCUACCCUCAUUUUGAUUGGCGUUGUUGCAUUCAUCUUGUGGAAAAAAUGUAGUGCAGCUCGCUCGCAGCAAAGUGCUACAGAUGAACUGAUUCUCACCGAAAACCCCGAACCUAAACUCAAGAAAAUUGAGUCACUUAAUGAGGACAACACCGACCCCAUUGUCUACGAGAAUAUUGGGAUUCUUCCAAGCUGGGCGGCUAAACUGGAAAUCAAACGGGGAAAUUUGAUCAUCGAUGAUGAGAUUCUUGGUAAGGGUAACUUUGGCGAGGUACGGGCAGGAGGCGUGAAGAUUAAAGGGAAAGUCACCAAAGCAGCCAUCAAAACAAUGAAAGGAAAUGCUUGCGAAUCUGCAUGGGAAGACUUCAUAAAGGAGUUACGGACAAUGGCAGGCAUAGAGCCCCAUCCUAAUGUCGUUGGUCUACUGGGUGCAUGCAUGCACGAAGCGAUUCUGUACGUGGCGCUUGAGUUUCUACCUAAUGGCAACCUCCGUGAUUAUCUGAGGAGUACUCGGCCUAAGCAGCAAGGGGCAGCUGGCUCUCAAGAUGAUGUGUCGCCGCUGACUUCCUCCAUGCUGCUCAAGUUUGGUCUGGAUGUGGCCAAAGGAAUGGAACAUCUGUCCAACACGGGGAUAAUCCACUGUGACUUGGCAGCACGGAACAUCCUUCUCUCUGAAGAUCUGACCGCCAAAGUGUCUGACUUUGGCCUUUCCAGAGGAGAAGACAUCCAUGUCCAGAAAUCUUCGACCAGGUUUCCCAUUCGCUGGUUGGCCAUCGAAUCUUUGAGGCGUCGUGUCUACCAGUCAAAAAGCGAUGUGUGGUCCUUUGGCAUCUUACUGUGGGAGAUCGUUACGUACGGAUCCACUCCGUACGCUGGUAUUGAGAGCAUGUCACUGGUCGAAAGACUGCUGGAUGGAUACCGCAUGCCCAAGCCGGACAACUGCGCCGAUGAAAUUUACGAUGUGAUGUUGAAGUGCUGGCAGCAGCAACCUAGCGACCGACCCAGUUUCAGCAAACUGGUCGAAAUUCUGGAGGAAAUGACCUGCAAUCCGGAUGCAAAUGAUUACUUGUCACCGACUGUCUGCGAGAAUUUCACCAUCAAGCCUGAGUUUGACGAUAACUAGAUGAAUGUAAUGAUCGCUCACGUGCCAGCUCAGCCAAUCAUCGCCCCUUGUUGUCGUAACCCUAGAAAUUGAGCGUAUUAAUGAGUACAUUAUGUGUAAUGUAACAUUAUUCUAGUAUUUGGAAUAAAUUGUUAUGUAGUUAUAAAAUUCGGUAUAGAAAAAAUAAUGUAAGAUGUACCCAUACAAAUGAUUUUAUGCGAAACUGUGAGUCUAAUUGUACUUGUAAGAUGAAUCGCCAUACUUAACAUUCCAAUUUGAUGUCUGGGUUUAAACAUUUCGAUCCAACGAAAAUCCAACAUCAUAAACUUUUUUACGAUAAACAAGCAAAGUCCCAAUUUUGAUUCUCUCGGAACCUCUUUGUUAUUGUCUUAAACUCAAAAUAGAAUUACUCAGCAAUAUUCCAAGUUAUUGUCUGCAAUGAAUGGGAGAUUUGCGGUAACACCAUGUGAAUGAUAUCUCUCUGUGUGUUGUGUGGUUCUGAGAAGAACCUUUUGGUUAUUGUCUUAUACUCAGAAUAGAAUUACUCAGUUAUAUUCCAAGUUAUUGUCUUCAAUGAAUGGGAGAUUGGCGGUAAUACCA